Oryzias latipes (Japanese medaka) is the source of this 7236-nucleotide messenger RNA. RefSeq lists its product as uncharacterized. The record is from RefSeq and is a predicted model, not a curated record. NCBI's taxonomy places the organism in Eukaryota, Metazoa, Chordata, Actinopteri, Beloniformes, Adrianichthyidae. Gene Ontology annotation, cellular component: cytoskeleton; plasma membrane. Gene Ontology annotation, biological process: cortical actin cytoskeleton organization; actomyosin structure organization. Gene Ontology annotation, molecular function: structural molecule activity; actin binding.
GAGGAAAAACCCCUAGAGGUGAAGGAAGAAGAUAAGAAGAAAGACAAAGAAAUUACAGAAAAGACUGAAGAAAAGCAGCAGAAAGAAGAGGAAAAGGGGCAGAAAAAGGAGAAGGGAAAGAGCAAAGGAAAAAAGGAGGAGAAGGAGGUGAAAAGCACGGUGGAGGAGCAAGUAAAAGCGCCAAUUGCUGCACCGGAGCCUGAACUUAAAACUGAGCCGGAACAGGAUGCAGAACCGACGCUGGAUCAGCAGUCAGUGAGCAGCACUGAGACCCAGCCUGCUCCAGAAGAACAGAAGGAGGAACCAGAGGUAAAGAAAGAACCUGAAGUGGUGGAAGAAGUGAAAAGUGAAGACACAGUGCAGAAGGAGGAAGAACCAGCAGAACAGGGACAAGCAAUCAAAGGAGGGGAAAAAGCAUCAGAGGUGCUGAAAAAGGAGAAGCCCGUGAAGGAAAAGAAGACGGAAAAGAAGGCAGAGGAGCCUAAAGGCGCCAAACGUCUGAAAACCAUGCAGUGCAAAGUCACCUUAUUGGAUGACGCUCAGUUUGAGUGUGAACUUGAUAAACACGCUAAAGCCCAAGAGCUUUUCGCAAAGGUGUGUGACCAUGUCAACCUGCUGGAGAAGGAUUACUUUGGCCUUGUUCAUUGGGAAACUCCAACCAGCAAGACAUGGUUGGAACCCACCAAAGAAAUCAGGAAACAAGUGCCAGGAGCCAUUUAUGAGUUCACAUUCAGCGUGAAGUUCUAUCCUCCUGAUCCUGCACAGCUCACUGAAGACCUUACUCGGUACUUUUUGUGUCUCCAGCUGAGAAAAGACAUUUUGCAAGGUGUCCUUCCCUGUUCCUUUGUCACACUGUCCCUGCUGGGCUCCUACACAGCCCAGUCAGAGCUGGGAGAAUAUGAUCCAGAGCUUCACGGCCCCGACUACCUGAAAGAGCUCAGCCUGGCCCCUGGACAGAGCAAAGAGCUGGAGGAAAAAGUGAUGGAGCUGCACCGAACUUACAGGUCUAUGAGUCCAGCCCAGGCAGAUAUGCUGUUCCUGGAAAACGCCAAGAAACUUGCUAUGUAUGGGGUUGACCUGCACCAAGCUAAGGAUCUUGAUGGUGUUGACAUCACGCUGGGGGUGUGCUCCAGCGGUCUGAUGGUUUAUAAGGACAAGCUGCGGAUCAACCGCUUCCCUUGGCCAAAAGUCCUCAAGAUAUCCUACAAACGAAGCAGCUUCUUUAUCAAAAUUAGGCCGUCAGAGCAAGAGCAGUAUGAGAGCACUAUCGGCUUCAAACUGCCAAACUACAAAGCCUCAAAGAAGCUGUGGAAAGUCUGUGUUGAACACCACACCUUCUUCAGGGUUUCAACAGUAGAACCUCCGUCAUCCCGUCGCUUCCUUGUCCUGGGCUCCAAGUUCCGAUACAGCGGCCGAACUCAAGCCCAGACCCGCCAGGCGAGCUCCAUGAUUGACCGCCCUGCCCCUCGCUUCACGCGCUCUGCCAGCAAGAGGCUCUCCCGUAAUCUGGAUGGAGCUGGAGAGGAGACUCUCCAGUUUCUGCUAAAACUCUCAGCUUCGUCCAGGUGUGAGAUUGAUGAUUGGUCAUCGGUGAUUUCUUCUGACAAACCGCAGUCCUCUCAGACUUUUCCAGCCGAGUGGCAGGAGGGGCAGUCUGGCCCAGCAGAAAAAGGCCCUCAAAUCAUGACCCAGGAGAUCAGUCAUCAGAGGCCUGACCUGAAAAAACACGAUGACUGGUCAACCCUUCUUUAUCGUCCUUCAACUUUUUUCCCAGUUGCACCUUCUUUUUUUAGGGAAGAGCCAGCAGCUAAGGUCAGCCUGGCUAUGAGCUCCUCUCAACUGUUGCAACCAGCACAGAAACAACAGGAUGACUGGUUCCUGUACUUUGACCGAUCUUCUCCCAGGGGGGUCGGAAUUUCUCCAUUCUCUUCUGUAGUCAUUUUCAAGCUCCAAGAAGAAAAGCAGGAUGUGGCUGUGGAGGAACAGGAAGUGACCACUAAGAAAGUCAUCAAAAGGCUGCAAGAAACUGUUACCUUAGUAGACAAUUUGCAAGAGGUAGAAGUGUUGGAAGACAGACUCAGGAAAGUGAGGGACUUGGAGGAAAGGUUGCAAGAAGUGGAUGAGAUGGCAGAGAGACUUCAGACAGUGAUAGAGGAAGAGCUGGGGAAGGAGGAGGUCAAAAGGUUGAUGGAAGAAGAGGGGAAUUGGGAGGGGGAACAGCAGUUUAGAAGGGAAUCAAAGGUGGUGGUGACAAAAUAUGUUGGGACAGUGGAGACAGAUGGGGAGGGUGUGGAUGAACUAGAAGAACAAAUCAAAGAGGUGUUUUUGAAAGAUCUGCUGUCUGAGGAGCAGGAGAGUGACCAGGAGGAGCCACAGGAGGGCCUGUUAGAUGACAGUUUGAGGGAGAAACUACAAAAGAUGGAACAGGAAUGGCAAGAAGAAGUGAGGGAAGCGGGUGGAACCGCUUCUGUAGAAGGGUAUCAGGUGUUGGAACGUAAGACCAAGAAGGUGGCUCUUAUCACGGGGAGAGGUCAGUCUGGACUAAGAUUGGAAAAGCAGGAGUUGGAUGAGGAGGGGAUGCAGGGGGGAGACCCACAGAGGACUCUGGCUCAGAUGGGGGAUGAGGACGACUGGUUUAUACUGUUCUACCGGCCAGUUUUCAAACCGCCAGCUGAUGGAGCUAUCUUGGAUGGAAGCGACUACAUCAGCUCAAAGACUGAGGUCAGAGUGACAGAGAGGCAAAUGCAUGAACAUAUCCUUCACGGGCCGACUGUCUUAGGUGGGGUGGAUGACUGGUUCAUGCUGCUGGAUGUUACAUCUCGUGCUCCACUAGUUACAUUGAAGGAAAGAGCACAGAGUGGUGAGAAAGUCUUUGUCUCUGCGGUUGGAGCUGCAGAAGAGGUAAGAGCUGCUGUUGAAGAAAGCCAGUUGAUACAAGUGGAGCCAACAACAGAUUUCAGAGGAAUCUCACAACCAUCCGUGCGAGGAAGAGAGGACGACUGGUUUGUUUUGCUGGAUUUUAUUCCCAAACAAACACCUUAUGAGCCUCCAGUUACUAAAGUAACUCCAGUUAAAGGAUUCCUUGUAAUCGAAGAAGCAGCUCUAAAGCAGAGGGAAGAGAUCGUGGAGUUUGUUGGAAAGGUUACAGAAAUACAACAAAUGCCAAGCGACAGAGAUGAUUGGUUUGUGUUGCUGGCUCGUCCUCUGAGAGAACCACUAUUUGUACCUUCAGUUCCUCCUGAAGAGCGCACUCAGGUUUAUAAAAAAGAACAAAUAUCUUGUUCUGCUGUCACUGAAGCUGUGAGAGUGGAAUCUAGGAGGGAGAUGGUAACUGAAGAGAAUUUGAAGCAGAGAGAUGUAAAGCCUCCAAAGCCAUUGAGGGAGAGAGAUGAUGACUGGUUUCUGCUGCUGGACGUUGUUCCCAAAGAUGUGUCUUUUGUGGCACCAGUGUCUUUACCGUUGGCACCUAAAAUCUAUGCAGCCGUUUCGACUAAAGCAGAAAGUGCAGAGUCGAAGUAUUCGAUUGACCUUGGUCUGCUCAAAGCACAGCCUGUAGCGGACAGAGAUGAUGACUGGUAUUCUCUGUUCCAAGUUGAUCCUAAAAAGGCACUUACAACCCCAACAGAAACUCCCAGAAAGAUUAUUUCGCCAAUCGAGGAGACAGUUGAGCCCGAGGUGACCCGUGAGACUAGAGCGUACAAGAAAACAGUAAUUGGUGUGGAGAGCAGGCAAGACAGGACAAGUGUUGCUGAAAUUAGAUGGAGCCAGAUGCCACAGCUGCCGGCGACCAAAGCGGAAGACGAUUGGUUUGUUCUGUUCGGCGCUGUCCGAGAAACGCCUGCAGUCAGAACACGAGACGCCAUGAUCCAACCUGUUCUCACAGUAGCCCCGCCCACUAAACCAAAACCGACAGUUGUCAUGGAAGAUGUGAGAGCACCUGCAGCUCUGGUUAACCCGCCACAGUUAAGAAAAGUGGAUGAUGACUGGUUUGUGCUGCUGGAAAUUACAGCUAAAGUAUCAGCUGCUUUGCAUGAGCGCUUUUAUUUGGGUGCUAAAGUGGAACCAGGGAAAGAGCUUAGGGCCACAGAGCAGAAAGCACAGCAGAGAAUAACCAACAUAGAGAGAACGUGGCAGCAGAAGGAGCCCACGCUGCUGCGUCCAGCAGUUAAACAGGACGAGCUGGAGGACGACUGGUUUGCUCUUCUGGAUGUGGCGCCUAAAAAAUCAGUCGCUGCCCCCGAGCGUAUACAGAUCCCCGCAAAGAUCAAAGGUCCAGCAGCCCCUGCCCCAACCAGAAUCAGUGUUUCUGAGUUGAAACCAGAGUUUGAGAGGCGGAUCCUGGAGGAAAGGCGUCCUCCUGCACGCACACAUGUCAGUGAUGAUUGGUUCUCUCUACUAGAUGUUGAUCUCAAAGCUGUGAGCACACAGAGAGGGGCCCGUCCCGUCAGCGCCCCUGUCUUCUCCCAGGCUGCUUUGGCCGAAGCUGGGAUCCCCAUGGCGCCCUUCGACCAGCCGCAGACGUCCACGCCCAUCAAGACCGGCCGUCUGGAGGAAAGGAAGCUGGAGGUCACAGUCGAAGCUGCCGAGCCCUCAAAAAUCGAAGUUGAAGCAGAGGUUAAGCAGAGGGAAGUAGACUCUUCACUGAUGUCAUCCAUCAAUGGGGACGUUCAGCACCAAUCUGGGAAGACGCUCGCCGAGGGCGUGCAAAUGCGAAAGAAAAGAGCUAAGAAAAUUGAGGGUGACUCAAUUUAUAUCAGACAUAGCCUUUUAAUGCUGGAGGAGUUUGACAAGCCUCAGGAGGACCUGCUCAAGCAUCACGCCAGCAUCAGCGAACUGAAGAGGAACUUCAUGGAGGCCGUUCCGGAGUCGAGGCCGAGCGAAUGGGACAAGCGUCUGUCCACGCAUUCUCCCUUCCGCACCGUGGGCAUCAACGGCCAGCCUCUGCCCGGCGCAGACGGGAGUGAGUACAUUAGUCCACUGUGCGCUGGUUCAGAUUCUACUCUCGAGGAAGCUGCUGGUAAUUUGGACGUUUCAGAGCCGCCCAGUCCCACUGUGAGCCACCACAGCCAGCCUGAUAGGGCUGACGCCUUCGACUGUCCUCUCGAGGAAGAGUCCUUGAAUCAGGAGGAGGUGGUAGUCUAUGAGACGCUCUUGGUGCCGCUGGUAGAAGUGGAAGCGGCGCAGCUGGGUCCAUCCUUUGACUCCUCCUGUAAAGCUUUAGAGUUGAUCCAGGAGGAGGACGAGUCAGAGUGCUCUGUGGGGGUAGUGGGAUCUGCCUCUGCCUCCUAUUUCUGGAGCGAUGGUCCGCAGGUCGUGCGCUGCUUUCAGCCCCCUCUGGUGCAGACCCAGACUGUCACCAUCACAGCUGCCUCCACCUUCUUACCCAGUGACAUCUCCACCAAAGAGGUCCCUAUUGUGCCCACCAAAACCUUCACCUAUGAGUCUUCAAAGGUGACAGCCGAGGAGGAGGACAAGGAUGACUCGACAGUUUCCACCACGAAGACCAUCUCUUCAGAGUCGACCUGUGGAAGCUCAGUCACCACCACUAAAAUGUCAAAGGUUGUAAAAAGCAGCUCCACAGAAACUCGCGUAGAGAAGAGAAUUGUCUUAAAUGCUGAUUCUGAAACGGACCAAGAUCAGGAGAAGCGUGGCGGCGCCUCUGCAUUGUAACCACACCGCUUGAUGACCACCGCCACCAUCAACCCCCCCCCGUUUGACUGCAUAGCUCCACACAGAACACUUUUGUUUAUGCACAAAAGAAAGAUCUUCGACAUCUGCACCUGGAAUGAGUUUUUAUGGAAGUUUUAUUAAGUCAUAUUUCAAAGUAAUUUACAAUUCAAUAUGAAAUUCAGGCUUGGAAUGUGAAAAUACAUUUUGCAAUUUAGAAAUUAACAUUUAUAUUUACAAUUCAAUGUGACCAUUUUUCAAAAUAAAAUAUUAUGACUCAAAAAAACUUCCAAAGAUUUUUGGUUGUUUUCCCCCCCCAACGAGCCAACAUAGGCAUGUAGGGCGGCUCUUUGCUGAUCUGGAUUUCUGCAACUGGUUUAAAAAAACACACAGCGUUUUGAAAUGAGUGAUCUUAAAUGUGUUUGCUUGAAAAGCUUUUAUUUUGCUAGUCCUUCUGACAUGCUUUGGUUUUAUACAAAUACAGCUUUUUUUUGAUGAGUCAUUCUUAACAGCAUUUCAGUACGUGGUGCUGCUAAGAGCAGCUUAAAGUAAUAUCUAGAAGUAAACUCUAUUUUUGUUUGCUUGCUCGUUUAUUUAAUUCAUUUUUAAUGAAGUGACACACCUUUUCUGGAUAUGUGAACGUGAAUAUUCUGUGCUGAAAUUUGGCCAGUUUUCUUUUCUUUAGAAGGCUCGGUUCACCUCUCAGGUAAAAAACUUGAAACUUCUCUCAUCUCCAACCAGCCAUGAACCAGAAGCCUACGCAUUCUUGUCAAAUCUCAACUCAAAUGGAUCUAUUUUGAGACAUUUCUCUAUUUUAUAGAAGAGUGCUUUUUUUUUACAGUAUUUGUACAAAUUUGAGGUUUUUCAGUUACUCAUAUCCAUCUACUACCAAAACCGCCGAGCUCAUCUGGCGGUCUUGUUUCCCGUCAAUCAUGGAUUUCCUCCUUGUUGUCAAAGUGGGUCAAACGUUCCCGCUCCAUGGAGGUUCUGCUGGCUCUGGUCUGUUUAUUCUCAGGUUUUGAUAUUUGUAAAACCACAGACCUGCACACCGAUUGUAUGAGGAAUGUCUCCGUUUUGUACAUCCAUCUGUGCUUUUAUGUCCGGUCAAGUGAGGUCAAUAAAGUUUGUCACAAAAGUCCAACACCUGUAUGGGAUGAAGGCAGCUGCCCGAGUGCUCGUGGCUCCUCCCCCUCCUCGUCACUAGCGCUCGUUUUGUCCUGCUUCUACAUUAAUUUAUUUGUAAAGUAGUAAUUGUUUCACGUAACUGUGAUGUACUGUGACGUGGGGCUUCAGCUAAAUGGAAAUGUCGCAUCACCUGAGCUUGUAAACUCUUCGGUAGUUUGAAGUAGACGCCCCCCCUCACUUGUGGUUUUUUGACCCUUUAUUUUUAGAAACCCAAUCUGAAGCCAUUGGUAUUGUAGCAACAGGAAUAACAAAAAGACACAAACUUCUCCUGGAGGAAAAUGUAGAAUUUCACAUAAAAGGGAAAAUAGUUUUUAGUGAAAGAAAAUAUUCUUGCUUUGUGACUAACUCCUGUCUUUUUAUGAAAAAAUAAAAACCUGAAUGAUA